AUGUCGGGAGGCAUGCCGCUAGAAAGAUGCUUCAAAGAAGCAGAGGAGACCGGAAGAUUAAAUUUAAGCCUGAAAAACCUCCGCGAUUUUCCAGAUCCGACGGACGAUUGCGAACUUAUAGAUGUAAUUGAAAUAGGUGAGUGAUAAGUGCAAGUUUUAAAUAUUGAAUUGUGUUCAGCUCAUCGCUGAAUGUCGCUCUUUGUUGCUGUGAUGGGGUUUGGGUACUUGCAGUAUCAUUGUUGGAUGUUAUCUUGUAGAUCUAUCCAAGAACAAGCUUUCAGAAUUUCCCGCUGAGUUAUNCUCAUGGAACAGUUAUUUUUCGCGGGAAAAGCUUAUCUAAAAAUAAACUCACUUGUAAAAACGCCGUUGCACGAAUUUAUGGCAGUUGAACGCUCCGGGUUAUGGGCUCCUGCCAAAACUAUGUACGUGAAAAAAGAGCAGGAAUCCUUUUGCAGAUUACGCGAUUACCAUUUUUGUAUGUAACUUGGUUUACGUCCCGACAAGUUUUACUUGUAAUUUUAUAACCGCUUGAUAAAUUUUUAUAAAAAGUUGACAAUUUAGUUUACUCCCUUAAAAAUCCAGUCACUGUUCUUCGGGUUUUCUUGGGUUGCCUGUUUCCCGCAGAGGCCCCUGGGAGCAGUGCCGCUGUCAUGCGUAGUAACAGCACGAGGUAGGUUGAAGGACGUCCAAGAUGUCGCCGCAUCGGCGAAAGAAACGACGAGUGAAAGUGCCAAUAUCUUCUUUAUAACAUGUAAACCCGACCAUGUCGGGAGGCAUGCCGCUAGAAAGAUGCUUCAAAGAAGCAGAGGAGACCGGAAGAUUAAAUUUAAGCCUGAAAAACCUCCGCGAUUUUCCAGAUCCGACGGACGAUUGCGAACUUAUAGAUGUAAUUGAAAUAGGUGAGUGAUAAGUGCAAGUUUUAAAUAUUGAAUUGUGUUCAGCUCAUCGCUGAAUGUCGCUCUUUGUUGCUGUGAUGGGGUUUGGGUACUUGCAGUAUCAUUGUUGGAUGUUAUCUUGUAGAUCUAUCCAAGAACAAGCUUUCAGAAUUUCCCGCUGAGUUAUCUGAUUUUGUUAUGAUCGAGAAAAUUGAUUUAUACCACAACACAAUUCGAGGAGUUCCAGAGUCCCAGCUGAGCGAACUGAAAUUCCUCCGAGUGCUUAACUUAAGGUGGGUGGCUGAAUAAAAAGUGGCAAUAAAUAAUUUGGUAAUUUAUGUUGAACACAUGAUAAUCCGUUAUAAAUUAAGUUGACAAAAGGUCACUUAUUUAUUAAGGCUGAUCUUAACAGUUCCCUUACUAAGCUUAAUCCAAAUCCUCUAGACAGGCUAUGAUGAGGAUCAUGUUAGCUUAAAUCUUCAUGUACUUAUUAUUAUUAUUUUAAAUAUUAUUAUUGUUAUCAUUAUCAUUAUUAUUAUUUUAAAAUUAUUUUAGCCAUCUGGUUUUCAUUUGACAGUAUUUCUAUCAAUUCGUCAUUUACAAAAUUUGGCCCUUCUCCUUGUCUUUCUUCUCUCAAUUCUGGAUCCAAGGGCAGCUCAUUUCCAGAGUUGUUAUUGUCUUCUCUUGAUGAUCUACUAUCCUUGCGUCCACUCUUUUGGCCCUAACUUUAUUAUAUUCUGCAAACAUGGGAAUAUCCCAGUGGGCCUGCACAUCCUAGCUGUUGUAGAGUGACUUUGGCUGCACUGGGGAGUACCAAGGUGGAACACUGUCAGUUAGCUUAAGAUCUCAUAGAAGCUCAAAAAAUAACACCUUCAAGGCUGAGUUAUGCCUUUCUAGUUAUUUGCUCUGUGCUAAAGCUGAACAGCCAGCAAAGAUAUGUGGACCGCUUUCUGGGCACUUCCAACAUAACUGACACAUCACAUCAUCAGGUAAACAGGUCUUUAUCUUCUUGCUGGUGUAGACUGCUUAGUCGGUAGAAGCUGCUCAUAGAGCUCAUACAUUCCUGCCACUGUGUAAAAAGGGCACACAGACCACUCCCAUAACCAAGCAAAACAUGCCUUCUAUCCAGACCUUGGUCUUCUUCUCUGGCCAUGAGUAGCUUUCCUUGCCAUUUCUCAUUUUGGAUCUUAUCUUGACCCAUUUCUUUCGUGGCUACGUUUAGCUCAUUCUUUUCCUUUUCACACGAAAUGUCUUUCCCAUCCCUGUCCUUAUACAUGGGCUGAGGAUGACAAUUGUCUGAGGAGAUCCCCAUCACAUUUGCAUAACAUUGAGCCUCCUUUACCAACAACUGGUGGUCUUUGAUUGUGGCGUGCUCUUCAAACUCCCAAACCAGCCGCAGUGUACAGUAUGUAGGUUCUUGAUUGUUAUAUAGCUUUAUAGCUGCUUUCACUUUGGUUUGCUUGUACUCUAUCUCCACUGAUAUUAAACCACACCAUCCUGCUUAUUUAUUAUUAUUUUUGUAAUUAUUAUUUUAUUUUUUACGGGACUUUGAAAUGUUUUUUAUGGAAACCCUGACCACUUGGAAGAAUCAUCCUUAUAGAUGGAGCCAAAUAAUGGCAGAAGGGGAACUCUCCCUUACAUUAUUGAGGCAUUUGACAAAAUUUAUGUAGUGGUUGAAAACUCUAAAUCAGGAAGAAGAAUUGUUUCAUUAUCUUCAAAUGAAUGUCCUGCUGUGUCAUCCUGGAGCAUUUCUAGAUAAUCUGCUACAAUGUAUCAGUUUCCAUUUUCCUGCCUGCUUUUUUGGCCAAGCAGUACUAUGGAUCAGAAUUCAUAUAGUGAUAACUCAGGCAUAGAUCUUGACAAAUUUGGCCAGUAUUGGUCAGAUUUGUAAUAACAACAGAUAAAAUAAUAAUAAUGUGGAGCUGACUGUCAUUCAUUAGGCUUUUUGCAGUAAUUAACGUACUCAUUCUGCACUGUCUUGUAGUCCAGGUGCAGACAUGACAAUUAAUCUGGUGCUUGCAUAGUGAAAAAAUAUCAUGCAAAUUAUGCAUGAUAAUUUCAUUUCCCUUCAAUUUGGUUUGUAAAGCAGCCCAGUCAAAAUAAGCUUGAAGCCAGCAAAUUUGCUGCUUUCAGUGAAAAUAUUAUUAGCUAUCUACUCAAAACUUAGACCCACAAAGUAUUUAGGAAAAAAUUUAAUAAAAUAAUGCACUUCAUUUAUGUGUCAAUGUGCUCAGCACGAAAGUACUAAUUGGGGACACUAUUUUUAUGUCUCCUACUGGAGACGUGACCGCCAUUUUACAUGGUCAUCCGAACCACUGGAAGAUCUAGCUGUUUGCAGGGCAAACGAAGAGCCUUCAUUUGUCAGUUAUUUAAGACCCUGAGUAUUGGUCUGGUCCCAGGAACUGAUUGUGUGACCUUCCCCGCUGAGGUCGAGCGCUCUACCGACUGAGCUAAUCCUGCCACCAGCUCAUUUCUCCAUCAUUAAAAACCACACAAAUCUAAGCCUUUGCUCCCUGCUACCUUGGUUAUCCUGCCUGCUAUUAUGAAACCUUUUGACUGGGCAGUGGAAUAAUUUAUUACAAUUAUCCCAAUAUAUACAUGGUGGAGUUUUAUCCUCGGUGUGACUCUUUCUCAGCUGAGGCCAAAUACACCAUGUCUUCACUGAGGCCAAAUACUCAAUACAAAAUACAGUGUACCAUCUUUUUGGCUACAAAGGGAUAUCAGUCCCACAUCAGUGGACUCGUUGUAUAAAUACAGAUGCUUUUUUGAAAAGCUUUGUUUAACAUUUAUUGUUUUCUUUUCUUUUCUAUCUGUAGACGAAACCAGAUAACCAGCUUUCCAACUGAGCUGUGCUCCUUACCACUGCAGGUUCUGAACUUGAGUAACAAUAAGCUUAGCACACUCCCAGUAGAAAUUGGGCUUUUAACAUUAUUACAAGAUUUGGUGAGUUAUACUCCAUUCCUUCAAACAUGAAUAAAAAAUUUAGAUAAAAUAAAUUAAUAUUACCUUGCAAAAGUGCUACUGAAGAGGUUUGUGUGAAUGGUCACACCAUAGGAUUUUAGUCCACAGACUUACCGCGCUUUUCUCCAUCAUUAAAAGUUAAAAACAGCAUGAAACUUAUGUCUACAUAAUGGAAUCUCUACACUGCACUUGCUUUUACAGUGUUUGGGUUUUCCCAUGAAAUGUAAACAACUAAGAGCACCUGAAAUAUUUUGUGCAUAUGGAUUGUGUAGUUACCAACAUAGCAGAGUCAAAAGAUCAUGAUAUACCAGCAGACACUAAAAACAACAGACUAAUAAUUACUGUUACUACUUGCAGCAAUAGUUUUCUGACAAAUCAUUGUAUGUUUUUUUGUAACUCAACAACAUUCCAGAAACAUUUUUUUGUAGUCUUCACAGUUUUUUGAGUUUCACAGAAAUAAUUUGAUAUUUUUUGUUUUGGUUUAUUAUUUCUACACAGGAUUUAAGUUCAAAUGAAUUAGUCCACUUGCCCAAUAGCAUGGGAGAGAUGAUAUCUCUAAAGGAUUUGAACCUACGGAGGAAUCGCUUAGAAGUUUUACCCGAUGGUAAGAUAACUAUCACUUACUUGUUUUAUUUGUGUUUUUCAUUAGCUGUUAUUCAAAAUAUUGUUAUGAAGAAGCUACAGUUGUAAGCUAGUCAAACUUUUAUUGAUUUUUACCUUCUUUCUCAUACCUCCCAAUAAGUUUGCCCAUCCUGUAAGAAAUUAUAUGUCAUUGUCACCCCAUCAUCUCCUUGAUUUUAUUCUGGAUUCUGUGCUUAAACAUCAGUGAAAGGUGGUCUUUGCCUUAGUUACAAAUCAGGGUUGUCAGAAAGUUUUGAAGGAGAUGACUGAGUUGUCAAAGUAAGCAGCAAGUCCAGGGAUAUUUUAUAAAAAAAAAACCAUCAGGAAUAUUUUGUUUAAAAAAAACACCAUCUGUAAAGAAAUGCCAAGCAGAGUAGCUGGCUGAUAUUAACCAAGUAGGCGGUGAUUUUCACCGGCAGCCAGCUACUUUUGACAACCCUGUAAAUACAUUGUUUUUCCGUUUUUAUUUUGCAGAACUUAGUAAAUUAAAAUUGGUCAGGUUAGAUUUUUCAUAUAACAAAGUGUCAGUAAUUCCGCCUGCAUACCGGCUUAUCACCAGUCUUUCUGUGUUGGAGCUGGCUCACAAUCCUCUGACCUCCCCUCCUGCCCAGGUAGGUGCAUGAUCUUCAAACCAUUGCCUUUAGGAUUGAAAAUGAAGAUUUGAAAACUUCUUAGUCUAACAAUAUUUUAAAGUUCAUUAUCUUUGUUUGUAACAUAAAAUGUUACAAACAAAAAUAAUGAACUUUGAAAUAUUGUUGAUGUGGGCUUUGAGAGAGAGAUUCGUUUGACAUGAAGCUGUGAUUUUGUCAUUUACAAGUAAAUUCUUCCUUAAAUUUGAAUUCCAUAGCAAAAAAGGAUGUUUUAAAGGCAAUAAUUAUUAAAACAAUGAGCUAGAUAGCCAUGACAGCCCCUUAAAGAUGAAGCGAUCUUGACUCAAAAAAGCUUGUCAAACAUGACAGAUUUGUUAUAAAGGCAAAACUUACUGUAGUCAGAUAUUUAAAGAUGUAAAAAUUAGACUGGUUUGAAAUAUUUUAAAACCUAGCAAGAGUUUCACCAAACUAGAAACAGUUGAGCUGGGCUGUGGUGUUGCAGAUGGUUGCAAUGUAAGACAAAAGAUUGGAAAGACACUGAAUAGUAACCACACCACAACACUGACAAGAGCUAACCUUCAAUGGUUAUUGCAACACUUUUUUUUCUUAAUACUUAUUAUCAUUCGAAGCAACUUUUUCUUUCUUUUCAUUGGCCAAGAGCCCACCACGUGACUUGCAAAUAACUGCAUACAAAUAAUGAUCUGCUCAUGCGCAAUGCCAUCCAACUGUGUUUGGCUGCAAAUAAUAUUCUGCACAUGCAUAAAGGAAACGGUGCCUUUCUCCCUCUUGUGAUCGCUCUUGCGUGAAAAUGGCUGAUCGCUUUGCUUCCCGAGGAUAUUCAUUUAAACAACAAACUCAGUGAUCGAAUGAUAAAACAAUUAUUGAACUCAGUUAUCGCAAAAUAUUGUGAUUUGUCAGUGUCUCGCAGAUCAAUUAUUUGCCGAAGCAGAAGGCUGAGGUAAAUAAUUGAUCUGCUCACCACAGACAAAUCAUGAUACUUUGCUCAACCUCAUCCAAUAAUUGUUAAUUAUUUAUAGUUUCUGACAUCAUGGAGGUAAUGUCGCAGAGCAAUUAAAGUGCUGGAGUUAAAGUCCAGAGGCCCUGAAUUCAACUCCCCCUUAUAUGCUAGCUGGAUUUGUUGUUGGCCAUGCUUGUAAAUAGCCAAGUGGUUGGCGUGCUACCAGUGGGGAUUCUUAACCCUAUUAUUUUUAAUAAUCUUUUUUGAACUAGUUGUUUCAUUAUCCCUGAAAAGCCCUUAAAGGGAGAGGAUAUUUAUUUAUUUAUUUAUUUAUUUAUUUAUUGUUUAGUUAACUGUAAGCAGUUGACCUGGUUACAGUAACUGCACAGUGAAUCCUCAAGAAAUACCUUCUGUCUUUUGACCUUUUGCUACUUCAGGUUUGCACAAAAGGGAGGUUACAUAUUUUCAAAUACCUCAGUGCAUCUGCACAUGAACAAGAAAAGGUGAGUCACUGUACCACUAUCUGCUGAAAUACCUGUAGGUUGUGUCUGCUCACCUCAUUUUUGUAAGUUACAAUAAAUCCUCUAUUAAACCUCAUGGAGGUGGCAUUUCAAGCCCAUUUGGGGUAGGGGGGGGGGCUUAUUUAAUUUAAAAACGAGGAUGGUAUCAGUUCUCCAUAAAGAACUAGAAUACAAAGAGGAAAAGCUCAAGUGGAAAAGCCCAGUGUUAAUUUUUGUCUUAAUUGAAUUCAUAAUCAGUAAUUGCCCUAUUUUUAAGGCUACCCUCACAUGAUGCCAGAUGAAUUUUUGAUCAGCUGAAAAAUUUGACCAGCUGCUUUGUUUACACAGGACCUUUCAAUAUUUUCACUCUGUUCACCCAGCACUUUGAAAGUCUAGACAUCUAAAUUUUCGCACAGUUAAGGUGGUUCCAUGUAAAAACAAAUCACCUAAAUGCAUGAAUUUUCAACCAAAAUGUCCAGUGCAGUUUGAACAUAGUUUACUAAGUACUUUGUUCCAUGUGACAAUUUAACAAUAACAUUAUUUGUGACACAAAAAUAUUAAACCUUCUCUUUCUGUCACGACCAUGAUACUGAUUGCUUUGUUGAGGAUAUUUGUAUUGGUCUAGAAGAGAAGUUUGUACAAUCCCUACCCUAACAGUGCUGAAUUCUCUGUAAUGCAGUGAUCUUGUUAGUAGAAUCCACUCUCAGGUUAAACCAGAAUUUUCCUUGUCUCUCAUAAAUGAUAAUAGGACCAGGGACCCCUUUCUCAAAAGGCCUGGUAACUUUUCGGGCCCAAAGGCAAAUUUUGAAAUCAAAACCUGUCAAAUAGUUGUACAGUUUCUAGCUCACAAACUGGUCAAUUUUGCUUUUCUUCAUAUCAUUUUCAAAAUUAUUGAAACUUUUCUAGAGUACAAACACAGCAAACGUAAAACAGCUUUCUGUGCCCGAAAAGUUGAGGUACUUUCGAAAAACAGCCCCUUGGAAAGAAAGGAAAUUCAGGACCAAGCUAGGUUGAUUACUGGUUUAUUCUGAGAAUGAUUUGUACCUAGAGUGGAUGCACCUGCUUUUCCUUGGUUCCAGCCAUUUGGUGCCUGCAGUCUAUCAGGAAGUUUGAUAUAAGAUUUCUGUUGAUAAUCUUUCAAUUUUUUUUUUCUCCUUGUAGAGAAGAAAUUUUGACAGAAGUCUUAGAAAAUAUCCUAUGGCAAGAUCUUCAAGGUCUGUGUUAAUUCUGUUUUCACUUCAGCAUGUCAGUCUUCCAACCUAAUUUCCCUUUUGAGCACUCUUUUUUAUAACCUGUACAGGUUAUCAUAAAGGGCCGCAAACUUCUACAUUUUACUUUUAUUAUUGAGUGUAAUUGUGGCUAGAAAUAGUCUUAUUGCGUUUCAAGUAGGAGCAUGUGAAACCUAUGACAAGGCCUGCAUGUAUGCUUGAGAAGAGUUUCGUCAAGUUUUCAUCGUUGGAGUGAACUUCGAGCCAUUAAGUUCAAAACUCAUUUUGUUGAUUAUUAGCCUAAGAACAUGCUGUUGUUUUGUCCCAGUUUAAUAGAUCAAUGUUUAUCUGACAGUUCUAGUAAUCCUUUUUCUUGGCUAUUCUUUGUUUUUGUAUUUCAUUUUACUGCCUUGGCCUUUAUUUUACAGUGAUGAUACUCAGGAAAAUCACAGAGUCAGAAAAUCACUCUCUUUGGAUUUAGCUCGGAAUGCUUCUCAACGGGAGGUGAGUGCUCAUGGCCUUUAUACUGCAAGCAUCCAGAUCAAUUUUUGAGCUGAAGUGCUCACAUGAUAAAAUAGAGAUCCUAUAUCUUGAGAGCCACAGAUUCACAUCAACUUAACUUUAACAUACUAUUUUUUAGAGGGGUCUGUUCAGCUGUCAGUAGUUAUUUGUAUCUGGAGUAGUCUGCCUCUGGAUCAAAUGACCUUGCAGAAUCUCUAGUUCUAAUUUCAAUGGAGGCAACUAUUAUAAUAUUAUUAUUUUUACUAAUCAUACUCACUGUGCUUUUUCUUUACGAGAAAUCAAGAUCCUGUUUAGGAAACCAAACCCCCAGCCUGUCCAGCAGCACAUCUCAGACUGUGUGUACCAAAUAAGAAAUUUCCAUACUGGAAGAUUGUUGUUUGGUUUUCUUACCCUGUUUCCUCUUCACUAGGCAUUUGAAAAAGAUGGUUAUCGAUCAAGUUCAUUGCGAGACAGAGAGAGGAACAGACCUCCACUGUCCAAUGUGUUUGAAUCAGAAGAAAAAAGACGUGAAAUUCAGAAGGAGAUCGAAAGAGCUCAGCAACUACUGUCUGAUGCCCGUGAGGUUGGAGAGGCAGGGGAGGUACCCUCAAGGCCGGAUGAAGAGUUUAAUGAAGGAGAGGAACUUGAAAAGGUUUGUUUUAUUUUUCAUUUUGUUUUAGCCUGCCUGGUUAGCCAUUGGAGCAUGACAGGCACCAGUUAGUUCUUUCGGUUAGUUUGUUUAGAGCAUGCGAGCUAAAUAAUGUAACUUUGUCCACUGGUUUUGCUAAUUGGAGUAGUUAACCUCACCGAAUAUGAAAUGUUGUGUUUCAAUACCAGAAUGAUCUGUUUUGGUGAGCAGUCUGGUCAACGCAUGUUUGGUUUCUCACGUUAUUCAUUCUAGUUGCACACCAACAAUGUUUUAUAAAACUUGGUCAACUUUGGAGGUGCGGUGCUCUAGAGGUGCUUUGCACUCUGUUUUAGGAGGUUCGGGUUCAGGCCCUGCAACGGUCAUUGUGCUGUGUUCUUGGGCAAGACACUUUCACUUUCACAGUAUAUCACCCCACCCAAUUUUAUAAAUAUGUACUAGUAAAUUUAAUGCUGGGGGUAACCCUGCAGUGGCUUGGUAUCCCCUCCAAGGAGGAAUUUAUAUCCGCAAUCACUUCUUUCACAGAAACCAGGUUAAGCUCUGAGCUGUAACCUCACCUUACCUUACCAGUAAAAUAAACAGUUAGAUUUGUGACCUUUUCCUUCUGGAAUCAACCACUUCUCAUUGGCAACCACUUCUUCUAAACUAUAAAAUCAGUUUUCCUUUUCUCAUUUGUUUUACUCAUUUGGAGUGUUGACAGAAUUCCUGGGAAGGCCAGCAAUAAGUAUACCACCCCAAGGAAUGUGCAUACAACUAUCACACAGUAAAUUUUUAUUUGAUAAUGACAAAGUCAUUAAUUAACUUCCAUUAUUUCAACCACGUAUGGGCCUUAAAUUGCCAUAACAAAGGGUGUUAACACAGUCUUUGUUACCACAGCUUUUUUCUCACUUUGGCACAUGGAAGAGGGGAUAGCUUUCAUGAGAAGAUGUUACGGCAUUUCUUAUGAAACUCUCACAAACAGCAAUUCGCCUGACUUUAAGUUUGUCUGGGCUACUCUAGUUCUGUUUUUUAUUUCUUUAAACAUGAACUUUUGCUCUGCAUAAAAAGUAAUUUGAAACUGGAAGAAUAUUUUUUAUCAUUUCAUUGUGUACAUGUAAGAACCAGCAUACAUUGUGCCUUAACAUUCCCUGUCUGACACUGUAGUGAGAUUGUGUAUUUUGUUGGCAGCCAUUAACAAAACCAUUUUAGUGAGCAGUAUUUCAUAGAACCUGAUGCAAGCACAAUGAAAAUACAGCUGCAUCAGAGAGACUAGAAAAAAAUAAACGUGACAGCCAGAGUUUUUGAGCUAUUUACAUAAUGCAAAAAAUAAUGAUUACAAUAAAUUAAUGAUUAACUUAGCACCUUAUAGGGCAGAAUAAUCAACGCUUAUGAUGUCAUGGAACUGCUUUCAAGGCGUCUUGUAGUGUCGUUUCAUGUGAGGUUGUUUGUGAGUGUUUCAUUUUUUAAUUCAGUCAUUUUCAAUAUAAUUAUUUCACUUGAAUUUGCCUUUUUAUUUGGAGUUUUUAACUUAAAUGUCAGGAAGAGUAUGGUGUACGUGUAUAAAUCUUUACAUUUUAGUCUCAAAUUGAGCCAUUUUAUAAAAUCACGAAAACAUUUAGAGAGGGAUUACGCAUGGCAGGAAAACAAACAGGAUUUUACACGAUGUUCUCAAUGAUAGUGAUGUCUCUGACUUUGAGCAUGAUUGUGGCAAUAAUGCAAGCAAUAUGUUUAAACUUAGCAUGGACUCUGGUAGAACAGUAAUUAUUUUAAUUAGCUUUCAAAUGGAAUAUGGCAAACCAUAUUUAGUUACAAUCUUGGAUUUACAGGUAGAUGAUUUUUUUUUAACAAUGACUUCAAAAUUGUUAUUUUCAUUCAGUGGGUUCUGUCACAUUAAGGGUUAAAUAGUCCUGCACUGACCAUCAGCUGAAGUUUUCCUAGCUUUGCAUGUAAAUAGUGACCUGUUUAUCUCCUGUAACUUGGGAUUGGUAAUCAUGUUAUGUCUCAUUAAAGAUUUUUUGUUUGUGAUUAUUUGUGUGGAGUGCCUGCAAACUAGCUAGAAAAGCUGAGUGCUCUUCCACUGUGAACAAAAAUUAACAUUUACUUUUAUAAAAGGACAUUAUAGAAAAUUACUCCUAAUCAAGAAGUGAAUCUUGUUUGUUAAUUGAUCAAUAAGGUCAAUAAAAACUACUAGUGCCAUCAACUGAGUUGAUACAACUCACUUUGACUCUAAAGAUGAUUACUUGACAGGUUGUCAAAACGUCAGUCACUGUCAACAACAGUCCUAUUCAGGACUAUGUUCAAGUUGAAGAUCAUGCUCAACCUUCUUAGGAAAACAGUACUACUUUUCACUUCUGUGAGCAUUUACAAUGCAACCCUUGGCUCAGUGCGUCAAACAAGGCAUUGUGUUAUGUAAAUCCCUUAUUCAAUUGCAGCCCUUCUUAAUAACUCAACUUUUUAAAUAGUACGGCUGUAUGCAUAUUAGAUUAGUUUUCUUGGUAUGGAAAGCUAUCAAGAUUAUUACUAGUCAGAUGUAUCCCUUUUUAAGACAAAGCUCUUGUAACACUUGAUAAUAAUGAUUAACUAAAAGUGUAAAUAUUUUUUUCUUUGAUAAACGUUUAAAUCUUAAAUUAACUUUUUAAUAUUUUUAUUGGUUAAUAGUCACACAUGCUUGCCCUCUAAAUAAUUUUGUCCUUGAAGCAAGGUGAUUCAGAUUAACUUAAAAUAAAAUUCAUCCAGCUAAGUCCUAACCAGAUUAACCUUUGUUGAGUAAAAUUAAAAUUGGCAAAUUUAAAAGAAGAAAGGUGUCAAAGGCUCAAGUUUCUGUGUGGCCAUUAACAUUGCAUUACUUUUUGGAACUAAGUUGUGAAGUGUCAGUACUUAAUUCCAGGAAGUAAUUCCUAAAUGUUUGGCUUGCACAGUAACUUUUGCCUUUCCUUUUGUUGCAGAUAAAUGCUCAGCCUCUUCUGCAGCAUUCUGUUUGGAAAAAAGUCUUCAGCAAAAGUGCUUGGCCCUUUGUAGCUGUUCUGUUGUACGCAAUCCUCAAUCCUGGGACAGUUUUCCUGUCCUUAUUUGUAGCUGUGAUCUGCAUAUUUGUUGUCUGGCUUUUCAAUGAAGAAAAACACAGGAACUUGAGAGAAAUUUCCAAUCGAUCUACUGAUAAGUCUUCCCAUUAUAAAUCACCUCUUGUGCAGCCAUUUGCAAGAUAGAUAUUUUUGAAACUGCCACCUCUAAGUAAUGUUUAUGUGAAUAUUUUGUGAUUACCGGUAGUUUAAUUUAAAGUUGUCGUGUUUCAAAAAAUAACCAUAACUUGUUCCUCCUUACCACCAUCCUGCAUGGAAAUUCCAGUUUAGCCUCAAGAACUCCUUUUUUGUAUGCUUUUAUACUCCUACUCUUUCAGUGCCUCUCUAUGGAGUGAGGAGAUAGUGGCUGUUUCCUGAAAGUUGUAGACAAAAUAGGUCAAGAUAUUCUUCAUAAGAAGAGUGCUUUCAGCCUCUGUUUCAUUCCCUAAAGUUCCAAAAGUAAACUUUAGUAGCCCCCAUUUUCCCUCUAAUACUAUUUUGUGCUGGAAAUUCUGAGAUUUAAUUAACUGCUGGUCCAAAGUCUCCCACAACUACAUGUAAUAUAUAAGCAUUAAACUUUAUUUAUUUUUAUUUAAAGUAACAUUAAAAGAUGAACCAUAUCUAAUAUUAAGGUUAUUAAUGUUACUCACAACAGUAAAAAUCUUAUUUUAAUGAGAUACCUCACCUCAAGACAAAUGGCCAUUUUAUCGUCUGGUCUAGUACUUUUGAGUAUGUAUCUUUGACAAAUAGUGUCCAAGGUUAAAAAGGUUUGUGUCAGAUAUGGACAGCAAUGCCAUUAAGAGUAUAUUAUAAUAUAUAAGAGAAAAUUUAAGUUAAAAAGAAAGUAAUAAGUUAUUGCCAUGUAUUCCUCUUUAAACCAUAUUAAAUUAUAUUCCUCUCUAAAAAAAUACUUGAUGUGUAUCACAGAAGCUGUGUAUGGAAUUUUUCUGAGAUUUUUACUUGCAUUAAUCCAAUGUCUUGAAAAUUAGGCAGGAAAAACAAUAAUGCUUAAAGUAUUUUGUACUCUAAUGUUGGUAAAAAAAAAAGAGCAUAUUGGUGCCAUUAGUAUUAAAAUAGUGUGGGAAAUAUAUUGACAGCAGUGAUGGGCUUUUUGGGCUAACAUGUUUGGAUUUCCAUACAAGUUACACAAAAAACACUGGUAUGACAGAAAAACAAAUAUUUCCUGGAGCCAGUGAAUUAAAAAUGUAAUCAAGGACUAUGCAUUUUGAUGGCUAUGUUUAAGAAGAGUUCUUAGAUCGUUUUCUGUACUGUGUUAAAACUACACUUGUAGUGGUAAUAACUUUUAGUACCUUGAUUUAAUAAAUAUUAUUUUUGAGUUAUUGAGUAGAUAAAACUUAAAUUACCAAUAGCAAAAACACCACAUCUCUCCUUGUGGUGUGAAAACCCAGUUACUGUAAAUGCUCAAAUUAGCACCCAGAUUCAAAUACAUGCCUUCGUUAAGUUAAUACCCCCCACCAAUCCUACAACUAUGAAAUAAGUUCUCCAUUCUAAUACUCCCUUUUCCCAAGAAAAAAUGAACUAAGGUAAUACAUAUACAGUAUUUUAACCUCUUUGACAACAAUGGGUGAGGAUAGCAAUACAUAAAGUAAGGAGUGUCCCCUUUCAAAUUAGCACCCCUUGCAUACCAAGUGAUUUAAUACAUGCUAGUGCUGGUUGUUAAUUCAAGCAUUUACAAAAGAUAUUGUAGAGAAUAAAUCUUAAAAUUCUACCACUCGCAUUAGCCCUGCUGUCUUUUACUGAAGAAGAUUGAUGGAUUCAGACAAAACAUUAUUUUGAAUUGGACUCAAGAACUUAGAUCAUUCUGAGUUAGAGAGUUUUGUGAAUAUACUACUUUACUAAAAGAGUCGUACAGAAAUGUGUGAGCAGCGCUUGUGUUAAAGGGUUCACUUGAUACUUUUUCUGAAAGGUUGCACCAUUUGUUUCAGCAUGUUAAUACGUGUAUAAGUUAUUAGCAUUGAGUUAAGUUAUGAAGUAAGUUAUUAGUAUUGAUAUCAUAAGCAAUUGUAUUUAUAGAAGGUAUAGUAUGUUUUGUCCAAGUCUUAUUCAAAUUAGUGUUUAUUGUUAUGCUAGAUUUAUCUAACUCAUUAAUAAAAGUGAAUUAAUUAUUCAAAACUCUGUUUUAAAAGAAUACCCCUAUUUUUGCUUUCUCGUGAUUCAGAGGUACAACAGAAUUUAAUGUACUAUUAAAUUUUACUAUUAAAGUAAGUUAUAAAAGUUUUCCAUCCGACUUUAUUGUGUUGUUAUGUGAGGAGUUUCAUAAAACAGUCCAUGUUUACUGUUUUGCCCUUUAUUGUUGUUGAGAAGUUUGUUUUUACAAUCAUAGAUUAGACUGCCUGAAGUCUGUUUCCUCUGUCUUCUACUUUUUGUUUUUCGUUUCUAAAGAAAAUGACUCAAUGAACCAUUCAGGACCAAGUUUCUCCUUGCCCAAAGGAGCAAGGAUUAAUACAGUUGUUUAGUAAACUGCCAUCUGUGCAGGAGGUUCCAAGUUUGAUUCCCAUGUGAGACCUCAAAUCCUUGUUUUGACUUCUUUCCUUUCAUUGUACCUGUAAGUAGCUGUAAACACCUGUGAAACAGCACUGAAAGAAAGCGGGUGAGGGGUGAAUGAGCCCAUUGUUGGUCAGUCUAACAUGUACUGUUAAGAGUUACCAACAUAAAAUAAGGACCUUUACAUUGACGUUUAGGUCUCCGCUCCCCUGUUUCCUUCCUCAGCCCUGGACUUAGUGCUGAAUAUCCUCUGUUAAAGCCACACCUUUGAAUACAUAUUUCCCUGGUGCAUUUUGCCUUAGGGAGUGCAUACAAUAAUACAAGGUAGAGACUUGGGUCACCAGUUUAAGAAAAUAAUAUCCAUGUACCGGUAUUUUGUCGACCCAAGCCUUAAGUUGGCACCUUCUUUCACAGGAAAGCAGGGAAGGUCUAAAAGCCUCAACUUGUUGUGGCCACCACUGCCACGCGGGUGUUUUGCUUAAUAUUAUAUGGCAGUUAUGUUUUACAGUCAAGGCAGGGCAAGCAUACCUCCCUAGAUUUCAUUAAUGAAUUGAUCAUUUGAAAAAUGAAGCCAUUAGUUGUUGCUGCAACCAGUCUCAAAUUCAAAUCUGCAUUCCUAAUUCUGUGAUGAGCAGUGAAUUUUUCAUCAUAACUCCUCUGUAUUCGGUCAGAUUGAAAAAUCUUUGAAUGGAUAAAAUCGUUUUGCAGACAUUUGCAUCAAAUUCAAGAAAACUGAGCUGGCAAAAAUUUCAUGACUACCUCGGGUGUGAAUUCACUGUUCAUUACAUAAUUAUGCAGAGUGCAGAUCUACAACUACCGAUGGAUUCAACCUUUGAAUAAUAAAUUCAUUAAUACAAUCUUGAGGGGAGGGGGGGGGGGGUACACUUGACCUGUCCUGACUGUUAUGUAGUAUAAGUAAUGUCCCUGAUUCUGUGUAAUAAAGAUACCUCAACAAAUGGUGGAUGGAUAACAUGUUCAGUUUCUUUGUUUUCUGUACAUUUUUGUAAAAAAUUGCUGAACAGUUUAAAAAUCAUCAAUCUCAGCAUUUAGAGAACCCAUUACAGUCUACUCUCUCUUGACGGACACCUCUAUAAGACAGACUCUGAUAAAAUGGACACCUAGAGUUAGUCCCUGCCUUUCUUUACUCCCUUUUAUUUUGACUCUCUACAAGACAAAUUUCACUUAAUGUCAGUUCCAAAGGUGGCUGUCUUGAAAGACAGUUGACUGUCAUGAGUACAAGGAAGAGUUAAGAAGUUUUUACUUUGCUUUACCAGCUUUUCCGGACACAGGCCUGCCCAGAGGGAAUGUACACAAACGGGAUUCAGGUCCCAUGCGAGGUGCCAUUCCUACCCAAUCCCACAACCUAUAAGGGUUGACCACACCACCGGGGUCUAUGACCCCUACUCUUUUGAAUAGUGAUGUGGGUUCUUUUACAUCCCACAAGAACAAUCAGUGAAAGUGCUGUGAGACAGAACCUACGGUUUUUUGUCCUUAUCCCAGAAGACUAGAAAGUCUAACCAUUUGCAGAUCUCAUUACAAAGGCAGCACUUUCUUCUCAGUUAUUUAAAGACCCCAAGUGUUGGUCCAACCGGGGUUUGAACCCGUGACCUCCUGCUCAACAGACUGGGAGUUUGAAAAUUUAAGAAGCCCCCAACCUUCAAAGGGUAUCUCCCCCCAUAAUAAGCUAGCUUUCAGUCCAGAAGGACUUAAUCCUUCAAGCCCCAGUAUCUAUAUACAAACUCUCCAGACUGAUGUCCAUACAUUUCCUUAAAAAAAUUAGUUGAGAGAAUUUGAUUAAAAGAUCAAAGAUUGAUCUCUUUGUAAUCAAUUUAUUAAUUCUCAUAAACUUUGCUCUUGACAAUCUCUGGAUAUUGUUAGGACAAAAUAAUAUGAUGUUGGUCAAUAUUGGGACUUAUAGGGUUAAAAGACUUAAAUAGCAGAAAUAAAAUAAAUGGUAGCCCUGCUGAAUAUUGCAGCUGACUGUCUGUUCAGAGCUGGCAGAUGAUGAUAUUGAUAUUACUUCUUGAUAAUUAUUUGAUAAUUUUUUAAAACAGGAAUUCUUACAAAUCGAAGCUGAACAGCGUAGGAAGAGGGAAGAGGAGGAGAGACAGGUAGAGGAACGAAGAAGUGCUGCGAGAAAAUUGCAGUCACAACAUGAAGAGUUACAACAACAGAGACAAGCAGAAAUAAGAAGGAAAAUGGAAGCUAAGAAUGGCACUCCUGAACCAAGGUAAUGCUGUUAUCUUUGAAAGUUUCAUCCAGUUUUUCUUAAAAACCUUUUCAUUGUUUGUCAACAAGAACCAUACGAGACAUACAGUAAAAACCCGCGACUAAGAACCUGUUAGGCUAAAAUGUGCCAGUUAGGCCCCAUCUAUACAAUAACCUGUUUAGCCUAAAAUUUGAAACAAGUUCUUAUUUUCUAAAAUCUCUAAAAAAAAUUCUGAACCCUUGGGCAAGGAUUCAUGUGGUCAUUGCUUUCAGUCCUUCUUCUCAUAAUCAUUUCUACUAAAUACUAAUUUGGUAUGCAGGUUUGUUACAAGCCAAGGGUUUUUAUAACAAGAACCACAACAACAAUAAUGAUAAUCUUGAUUGUACUAGUAGUAAUAAAUAAGUAUACAGUGCUAUAGGGAUUUUAAAACUUAUUCUAAUCAAUUCCCUUUGAUUUUAAUUCAAUAUUUGUAGGAAAGGAUUUGGUGGUGGAGAUAGUGGGAAGCCUCCGGUUCCACCAAAUCGCCCAACCUACAAAGUACUAAACAGGUCUGGCUCAGCCAAGGAACCAACGUAAGAAAGUCAAACUUUUCAGUUGGAAAGUAAUUCCAUGAUUUAGGCUCUUGUUUUUUGAGUGAAACUUUUAAGGCCUCUGUGUGAAAAUUUGAGUGAAACCUUUUUGGAGUACCUUCACAUGGUACCGUUAGUUUUAUGAAUUUUACAUGAACAAAAUAAUCGAUGAUAAGUUUUGAAGCUUGGCAAUAAAAUUUAGGGGCUUCUAAAUGAAGACCCUUGUCACCUUCCAGCGUGAUUGUAAAUUGAGAUGAAAACAAAAUUCUUGUUGUCUUUUUAGUUCUCCUCCUAUGGAAUCUCCAGAUGUAGCUUGGAACAGGCAGGUGGGUAUUUUUUUUUUCACCAGUUUACUUGGCUUUUCUGUUACGUUUGGUCUGUCAACUUUUUGUUGGGUGAAAUCAUGAGCAGUGCAGGGUUGGUUCUUAUUCUUUCUUGGAUUGUUAAACUAAUUCAGUUAUAUUUUACAUCUUUAUGUCAUUUUAUCCACUGUUUUUUUGUAGGCUGAGAAAACAGCCAACAUCCUACCCAAACUUCCCUUUAAUUAAGUGCCUCCCGCAAGCAGUAAGAACAACUGAAAUUAGGGGGUUAAAGGAAACAGGGAGAGGACAUGGUAUUAGGCUUCAUCAUUGUGCAGAGAUGAGCCAAACACAUACAAUCCUACUGACAACAACAUGAAGAAAAUAAGAACGGAUGUUGAAUUAUUUGAAACAAAGUCCCUGCAAAAUGACGUCUGACGAAUGAGUGCAGAAAUUCCAUACUGAUGACGUGUCGUUACCUCAUAUCUGGGUAGUGCAUUUGAUUGGUUGAAAAUUUGCUUCAUCCAAUCAGAAACACUACCCGGAUCUCACGCGUCAUCAGUAUGGAAUUUUAGCGUUUGUUUCUCAGACGUCAUUUCAUGGCGACAUCAGUAGUGGCGUAGUGACAUGUAAGCUGUUUUCUCAAGCUAGUAUUUUUGUACAGGAAGAGGAACUACGUGCAAGGAAGAGAGAAGCCCUAAUGCAGCAAAGCAGGAGAGAAGCUCAACUGUCUAGACUUAAAUUUGAGGAACAACGCCUCAAGGUAAGGCAGGCAUGCUGAAAACAUAUCUCCCUUAAAAUCUUUUAGAAUCCUCUUGUAUUAAAGCUCCCCUGGCGGGAUGGGUGUGUGUGUGUGGGGGUGGGGGGGGCUAGGCGGGUCUUAUUUAUUUUAAGCAAGUCUGGGGAGAGAGGGCUUAUUUGAGAUGGGGCUCUUAUUUAAUUUAGCAAAAUGCGUUGCCAGAAGCAAAAAAGAAGAAGAAACAUUUUAGAGUUAUGGUACCCUACAUCCUGUUUUGGAACAGGCAGCAAGAAAUAAAAAAACAACGACAACAGUAACAACAGACAACCUGAAGAUGGUUUGAAUUCUCCACAAAGAACAAGAACGUUGAGUGGAAAAUCUCAGGUACAUGAACUUGGCGGUCGUUCAGCUGAAGAUCAAAAACAAAUACGAAAUCCCAGCGUGUGAAUUAACCAUCCCGGAUCAAUCCACUUGAAGUGUUACAGUCGAGAUUAAUUAAGACAGUCUAAAUUGGUUGUGAAGAACAAGGGGGGAGGGGAGAGGGCUUAAUAACGUUGUUCCUCUAAAAUACAGAGUACUUCAGUGUUGGUAAGGGCGUUGCUGGUCUUAUCGACACAGCCUGAGGCUUCUGUUUCUCAUCUCUCCCACAUUUUAACAUUUUUAGCCUGAAAAAAGAUAAUUAAUUUUUUUUAAAAUAGAAAUGUAUUCUUUAUUUCGACUUGUAGGGUUUUCCUUUUGUAAACUGCAUUAAAUAUAAAGCGCCUUUUUAUCCAGACCACAUUAUUUGGACACAAACUUAACAACACGUGUGAUUCGCUAAACUUAUUAGUUUGUCCGCAAUUUCAUGGCCCAGUGGCGGUCGUAUUUUAGGGGCCGACCAUUUAACUCUUGAGGCGGGGGGGAGGUUGAUUUUGAAAAAAAAAUUCCUGCAAGCGCUUGUCGGAAGAAAAAAAUUGCAUGCAGCACAAAUUUAAUAGAAAGCUUAUGGGAAAAAAGGGAACAAAUUAUCCUGCCCACCAGAUUGCUAGAAAAAAAAAUUCUCGAUGAACAGAAAUCCCCCCUCCCCCCCCCAAGAGUUAAAUGGUCGGCCCCUUAAUGGUUAUUUCAGUUCAAACAAGUAGAACUUAGAUUUGCAGCCAAGAGGGCCAUGUCUUAAAGCUUUGUAAGGCCAAACGUUCUUUUGUUUUGUUUAUUUGUUUGUUCGUUCGUUUUAGUGCACCAUUUUUCGUAGAUGUCUAAAAUUAUCAUGAGCAUCUCAUCAAUUUUUUUCCAAUAAUUUAUUACCUAUUUUGGUGUAUUUUCUUUGUAGCACGCGACAAAUGUUCGAGAUACAUCAAGUAAAUUGGUAGGUUACCUCUUAUUAGGUUCUACAUUUAUUAUCAUUUCUUGUAAGCCCAGUGAAAUCUCUGAUUUCAUUUAUCACGAUCACGAACAGGAUGUGGGUGAAUUAACCCUUUUUUUUAUUAUUUUUCAUGGGAAAAUUUCAGUGUGCAAUCUAGCCUGCGAGCCAGCUCUCCAAUUAGGGAGGGAAGCGAGCGCGAGACGACGCACGCGUGAGCGGCGUCCCCCUUUGCGUGCGGCUCUCGCGUGACUUGUCGCGACUCCCCCAAUAUGGAGAGCUGGCUCGUAGCUAGACUUUCUCAAAGUCCUUCGCUUUUCAUUUCCGGUUCCGGUAGUUGGCCCCAGCGCGAAGGACUUUUAUCUCUCUCGUUCGCUUUUGUCGCAGAAAACUACCGCUCGCGCUUUGCACUCGUGAAAAAAUUUGAGCUCGACUUGUUGGCAAGUCUAGGUCGUAGCCUAUGUGCAAUCCUUUACUUGACACAAGCAAAAUAUCCAGAGACUCGAGACUGUUCUUGCCAUUUUUUCAAAGUAAUAAUUUCUAGUGUUGAAAUGCCAUUUCUCUGCAGUACUAGAAAAUUGGGUUUUAGAGGUCUGCUUGUUUGUUCAGCCCAAAAAUGAACAAGAUGAUGAUGUUGGCGCAUGUUAGGUUUUGAUUGUAAAAGAAAAGUAAUUUGACUUGUAUUUACCACGAGCUGCUCAUCUUAUUUUGCAUUUUGAAGUCACAGUCAAGUUAAUUGUUCUUUCUUUUUAUGUCAGAGGUUUGCUGGAUCUGGAACUGGUGGAACAACAGUUUCUUUUGAAGGCAGUGAGACUUCUCAACCCAAUGCACAGGACAAAGGGGAAUGGGAGGUGAGUUGGAUUUGGUUCGUCUACGAGUAGUUUCGCCAACGUCUUGUUCGCAAACCUCCUAAGUUGUUUCGCAUUUGUGUUAGGUUAGUUCCCUUACUGCUUUCGCCUAAUCAGUGGCUUAAAGAACGAGGUGCGUACAUGUAUAUCGGACUUUUUCGUGUUAUGGCUGAAAGAACGAGGUAUAUACCCGCGCAGUGCUCGUUUGGGUUUUAAGUGGAACGACUUGUGACGUUAGUGAACAGGACGUUCGCGAAACGACCGGUCACCGUAGAGAUAUAAAUCUAAACUGGCUCACCUUACUCUCAGGAACCUAUCUUAUCUCAUUAUAUAAGUGUCUGUAAAGAUGGAUGAAAAAUGAUUGUUUAUAUCCUGGUUUUAAAACUGCUAGCUUGACAGUUGAUCCAUUUGAAGUGAACACUGAGUUAUACUUGUGAUAUCCUGGCUAAAAACCUACACCCCACCCAGACACCUUUUGCUCCAUGAUCGCUUCGACCGUUUUCUGAAUCACGGUAAUUGUAAUCUUUUUAUGUUGCAGGUACAUAAUUUUACAGCAGAUAAUGACUAAUUUUGAUUGUUUUAUAUUUCAGGAGUUAGUGUUCGCAAACAUUCAGACGCGAAAACCGGCCUCUCUAGUGCGUUCCCGUAAGUAUUUGUUUAAACCGCGGUCUAACUGGACCAGCCCGCCCACGUACAAUCCUGUACGACAGUGACUGCCGGCAAACUGUAAUGCAGUUUGUAGUCACUGUCGUACGAGGGAAGGGGGAAGAGAGGCUUCUCAAAGGAAGCAGCGCAGCUGAGUAGUCAGAGCGUAAGACUUGCAAUUUUGAGGACCGCGUUUCAAUUUCCUGUCCUGACCACUGGCUCGAGCUGUUUCUUGGUCGUUCUGUGUUCAACUCCUUGGCCAGGCUUGUAAGUAGCCAACUAGUUUGCCUACUUCCAGAUGGGAUUCUUAACCUUGUCAUGAAGUAAUACGUGUGAAGUAAUAGUUUUCAUGCUAUAAAAAUUAAUGCUGAAGAGAGUGAAAAUUGAAAGUAUUCUUUUUAAGGUGAUGUUGUUUUCAUUUUCAGUACCAGCGUCUUUCAGAGAUAAGGCCAAUCCAAAUUUUACAAUCAAGCGAAUGUACGACAGUGCUCGAGAAGAAUUUGAACAACUUGAAAGACUACGGGAGGUUAGUUAUGUGGCUGUUUGUUAAAAUCAUAUUGCAGGUAUGGCAUUGUAGUUGUGUGUUGGCCAGUGACGGUCCGAUAUGGCCCCAAUGUCAUCCAUUAACUGGAAAGACGUGAGUUUGAGACAUGUUUUUAAAGGGAAGAGUUAACAAUUAUGCUGCAAAUUUUUUGCCAUCAUUGGCUUCCUCUUUGUAUGUUAACGGCAUAGACGAAUUGUUACUUUUUUUGGUUGUUUAAUCCACAGAGUAUUGAGAGUCGUCUGAAAGUCACCUUACCAGAUGAUUUACUGGCGUCACUUGCUGAUGGUGUAGUACUUUGUCAUCUUAUUAAUAACAUCAGGAAAGGAAUGAUACCUAGCAUUCACAUUCCCUCAGCAGGCGUGGUGAGUGCAAUGGUAACUCAUAUUAGUGAAUGCUCUUGCGACAAAAGACUUUCUCCGAAUUCCAAAAACCGCCAUCUUUCUAAAUGAAAGUAGUCAUGUGUUAAACCUUUUAUUUUUUUGCAUAAGAACAGAAUAUCCUUUUGAUAUCCAAAGCUUCGUACUUUCCCUCGUUUGAAACAGAGUCUGGGAACAACUCAGAAAUGUUUUCAAGUGUUAAUUUGAAGAAAGGCUGAGUGCUGAUUGAGGCGCUGUGUAUUUUAAAUACACAUGAAUGGUCAUCUUAUUUCUUGUUGCUUUGCAGCCUAAACUAACAAUGCCUAAAUGUCAGAAAAAUGUGGAUUAUUUUCUUGAAGCUUGCAGAAAGCUUGGAGUUACCAAGGUAAACAAAAAUGUCUUUUGACAGUGUAUAGAAAGCAAGUUUUAAAGAUACAACGGGUUCAGUUAGCCUGUAAUGCAGGUCAGCGCUCAGUGUUGUCGACAUCUUUGACUAUGAAAACGUAAGGAAAUUUAGGGGAGUUGAAAAUAGCAAUCCACGUGGAAGACCUUAUUAGGAUGACAGAGCGAAUUGAGGGGAGAGGGGUGGAGGAAGAAAAUACGGGUCAAUCUACCUACCCCUCCCCUAACCCAACAUUUUGCCUUAAGUGAGAAGUAAGUGUUAAUGUUGACUUAGGGAAGGGAUAGGUAUGCAGUUUCCCAGAAACCUAAAUUAAUCCGAAAAUGCUUCUUUCUCUCUACUUUGUCUCCAUUACUCCUUGUGGUUUUUGGAGGAGCUAACUUAAGAAUCUGCGCGCCCCAAGAAAGUGCACGUUUUGCGGGCUAAGAUGUGUUGGAACACUAGACUACUUAUUUGUUUACAAGUUAGUCUUGUUCUGAAUGGAACUGUCGCUACGGUUUAAUGGCAUAAGCAGCUCGUUUAGUAUAGCCAACAUCAUCCCUUCUUCAAUUUGCAGUAGAUUCGUGCGACUUUUGGGACCUCGUUUUCAUUUCAUUUUAAAAACUUAUCAAUAAAUCCACCGGGUAAAAACUAUUCCGAUAAAGUUUUAGUUCCCCUCGCUCCAAUGCACGUAUUCAGCCAAUGUGAGAAGUAUUUUCUUCUAACCCUUAUUUGAAUCAAAUGCGUGAGAUUUUCGUUUUGUCAUGAACGGGAUUUCCGAGAACGUCCCAGCGACUCCCAGAGAUUUCCGAAUGUUGUAGGAAAUUUCCCAAGAUGUUCCGUCACCGAAGCUAUUUAAAAUUUCUUACAUAAGGUGAUCCUGUCUUUGUUUUCUUUGUUAGGAUAAGCUCUGUACACCAUCCGACAUUCUGGAGGAGAAAAGUCCGCUUAGAGUUUGCCAGACUGUAGAAUCAUUACUGGAACAUGUAGAUGGGGGAGUAUAGCAGCAGAAAACGGACGCGGUUGCUGUAAAUCAGAAAUUGUACCGAUCAAAGCUAUGUGGCAACAUAGCCGUAACUUCCAAUAUCUAAGAGUCAGUUUUAUUUAAAAUUAAUGAAAAGGAGCUCGUCAUCACCAGCUUCCUUUAAUUGUCUGAAUAAGAGUACUAGUGAUUGUUACCUUACGUGUAAAAAGUGGUUAUGUUAGUAGAAAAGGAACAAAAUUGAGGUUUUGGGGUUUGUAGAUAUCCCGUUAAGAGUCCUAGGUAGGACUUUUUACGGCUAAUUCUGACACAAAUUUAUUAUUGUAUGUUGUUUCUGCAUGGAUCCACGAGUUCCGUGGAAGGUCCGAGGCUAGCCUGGCUAGUCCGAGGCUUGCUUUACGCCUUGCAAAGAAAUAAAUUUUGACAAGUUUUUGCUUAUAAAAUAAAUUCGAAAGAAAUUCUUUUUUUUCUUUUGCAACAGCACAAUACUUACAGUUUUUCUGCGUAUCUUUUUUGUAGACUUUGUUGAGCGCGUCUGUAAAAAUGUUUAAACAAUUCUGAAAAUGAUACUAAAAUUUUAAAAAUUUUUUUAUAAACUAGUUUGUACCGUCUGUAUUGUGAAAUAGCUUCCUCGUUUAUUCAGUUUCAUUCGAACUGAAAAUUCUACAGUUAUUAUCAAAUGCGGAUGUCAUGAUAUUCCAAGAACGUGUUAAAAUCUACUCGGAGUGGUCUGUCGUCCUAAAUCAGUUUAUGGUGGUUAUAAUUACAAUUUACCCCCGGCCUUGUGUUAAACCUGUUUUAGGUUGCUUUUAAUAGGUUGAAUUUGUUGACGAAUCCCGUAAAACCUGAAAAUACUAAUGUUUUUCGAUCAAAAUGAGGUUGUUAGGUUAUCUUGUAACGAUCCUCGGAUUUUCCAGCUUGGGAUAGAGGGAUAAAGUAAAAACUCGGUACGACCAAAGGUUCAAAGAAUACUCUUUCAAAAAUAUUUGUCGCGCUGAUUUUGCUUCAUCCCACUUUGCAAUUUUCAGAGAACUAGCCAAAAACUUUGGGAGGGACCUUACAAGACCAAACUGAGCGCGUAGCUGACCAAUAGGCCAUUUGCAGGUGCUCGGUCACGAGAUACAGCCAAUUAGAUCACUAGUCAGUCGGGCUGUGGACCCAAGUCCGGCGCAGGGAACGGUUGUAUCUUGGCGUUGUAAAAACUAUUGUGGGAGCUUUGCAUUGUGGUGUUAUAUUGCUAAGGUCUUUUCAGUUUGUUAUAUUGAGUCGUUCGGUGAUCGCAUUAUACGCCGUACCAAAACGCUGUCAGGAAACGCGCAACGGUACCAAGUUUGAGAAGCGUUUAACCUUUACCGAUGGCGUUGAAACCCGCGCAACCGGUGCCAAAGGCGGUUAAAUUUAAACAGACGACCUUAGCCUGCUUAGUAAGCAUUUCCAAUCUUCUCAAGGAACUCGCGCGGAAACGCGUGCUGCUCAGAGCUGAUGACCUGCAUCUUGUGAUGUGAAAUAAGCAACCCACCUUGAAGCAAUCGAUACUCUGCGAAAUAAAAUGUACCGUCUCUGUCAAGUACGGAAAUAUAGCAUUCAAUGCGGCGAAAGACGCGCAGGCGGAAUUCCACUGUUGGUUUGAAUUUGCUUUUUGGUAAAUUAGAAAAGUAGCGUCAUGUUACUACCCAAGGCGACCAGAAGUUAAUCCAAAAAUGACGCACCUGUUUUCUUGCACUUGGUACCUGCUUGAUUGAUCAAUUUGGUUCGAACUUAUUCAUUGUAGAGUUUAAAAAAUUUUGCUUUCUUGGCCUUCAACUUAAGUAUGACAAAACCGUCUUUUGUAGAAAGAAUGUCAGAUUUUACAACUGUACUCGAGAUAGUUGUAAAAGCAACCAGUGCUAUUGGUAAAUAUUCUUGUAGUUUGAAUUGAAAUACCAGUACAAUAAUUAUUAUUUCUCAGUGAAGUGAGAUGUUUUUCUUGUAAAGUGGUAAUGAUAAUCUUGUCACUAUUUUUAAAAUUUUUCAAGUACAAACCUCACCGAAAACAAUAAAAGUUAU
Messenger RNA from Porites evermanni, 25358 nucleotides. Lineage: Eukaryota; Metazoa; Cnidaria; Anthozoa; Scleractinia; Poritidae. The record is from the annotation of a GenBank genome assembly.